This is a messenger RNA of Anopheles coustani, 774 nucleotides long. Its product is annotated as chymotrypsin-2-like. Gene Ontology annotation, biological process: proteolysis. Bases 1 to 774 code for a protein of 257 amino acids. The transcript has 3 exons. Gene Ontology annotation, molecular function: serine-type endopeptidase activity. NCBI's taxonomy places the organism in Eukaryota, Metazoa, Arthropoda, Insecta, Diptera, Culicidae. The record is from RefSeq and is a predicted model, not a curated record.
AUGAAGUCCUUUCGGGCGAUCGUCUUAAGCGUGGUGCUGGGUGUCGCCAUCGCUCAGCCCAGGUUAAGUGAAAGCGAGGCACUGGCUCACUGGCGCAUCAUUGGCGGGUCGGAUGCCAAACCAGGUUCAGCACCAUUCCAGGUAUCGCUGCAAACAGCCAAAGGUCACUUGUGUGGUGGGGCCGUUGUUGCCCGGCAAUGGGUGGCCACCGCGGCACACUGUGUGGUGGGAAAAGAACCGGAUGAAUUGGAGAUCCUAGCCGGAACGAAUCAACUCAACGCCGGUGGUCAACGGUACGCGGUGAGCCAGUUCUUCGUGCACAGUCGCCAUGGCAGACCGAGGUUCCACAACGAUGUGGCCCUGGUGAAGCUGGACUCUGCUUUCGAGUUUAGCGAUCGGUUAAAACCGGUCGAGUAUUCGGAGCACGAGUUGCCGGACAAUGUAACGGUCACGCUGACCGGAUGGGGUCGUCUGGAGGCUAACGGAGAGGUGCCAAAUACGUUGCAAACGAUCGAUCUGCUGAACGUGAGCUACGAACGGUGCAAACCGAUGCAUGGAAACAGUGGCGAUUUGGACGUUGGCCACGUGUGCACCUACACGAAAAGUGGAGAGGGCACUUGCAGCGGUGACUCGGGAAGUCCGCUGGUGUACGAGGGCAAGCUGGUUGGACUCGUCAACUUUGGAGUGCCUUGUGGUAGGGGAUUCCCCGAUAUGUACGCCCGAGUAUCUUAUUACCACGACUGGCUGCGCACCACAAUGGCGAAUAAUUCGUAA